AUGGAAAAUGCACAGGACUGGAUAAGACAGGAGGCCCAGGUGGAAGAGAGGAGAGCCCGGCAUGGGCUCCUCUCCUGCCUGGUGUCUCUGCUGGUCUCACUUCCUGGAGGGAAUCAGGCCAUGGCUUGGAUCCUGCUUCUGCUGCUGUCAGCUGCAUGCCUGCAAGCUGGUGAUGGCUUCAGAUCCCCCUCCUUUCCAUGUUACUCCGCAGGAUCUAAAUAUACCUUUGGGGUUGACCAACCAGCACGCCUCUCUGGUGUCCAGGGCGGCUCCAUCGAGAUCCCCUUCUCCUUCUACUUCCCCUGGGAGUUGGCAGAGAAUCCACAGAUGAGGAUUCUCUGGAGAUGGAAGCACUUCCAUGGGAAAUAUAUCUACAACUCCACCCCACCCUUCAUACAUAAGCAUUUCAAGAACCGGCUCAUCCUGAACUGGACACAGCCUCAGACAUCUGGAGUCCUCAGAAUCCUCAACUUGACAGAGAAGCACCAGAGCACAUACUUCUGCCGAGUUCAUAUGAACACACAAAUGGGCAUGACAGCGUUUCAGUCAAUUGUUGGAACCCAACUCACCACCACUCCUGGUGAGCACACCCCAGGUCAGGCUUUGGUGGCCCUGGCUUCUUGA
This is a messenger RNA of Onychomys torridus (southern grasshopper mouse), 624 nucleotides long. RefSeq names its product paired immunoglobulin-like type 2 receptor alpha. NCBI's taxonomy places the organism in Eukaryota, Metazoa, Chordata, Mammalia, Rodentia, Cricetidae. The transcript has 3 exons. The record is from RefSeq and is a predicted model, not a curated record. The coding region runs from base 1 to 624 and encodes 207 amino acids. Gene Ontology annotation, molecular function: MHC class I protein binding.